AUGAUUGGAAAAGUAAUUGUUUCGGGGGUUUCUCUGAUCCUUGUUGUGGGGGUGAUCAUUGGCGUGGUGGUUACUGUUCAUCGCAGCAAUGGAUCCAAUGAUGCAGAGAGCUUGUCACCUCAAAUGAAGGCUGUUAGCGCACUAUGCCAGCCUACUUAUUACAAAGAGGCUUGCACUAACACCCUCAGUGCCCUGAACUCUACCGAUCCCAAAGAACUAAUCAAAGGAGGCAUAUUAGCCAUCUCUGCUUCAUUGAAGAAUUCUUUCAACGUGACUGAUGAUCUCGUAGCCAAGACCGAUAACGCAAGCCGUGACAAAAUGGCCUUGAUUGACUGCAAAGAGUUAUUGCAAAAUGCUUCUGAAAGCGUUGAGGACACAUUGUCAAAGGUAGGUGAAAUUGAUUUACUUUCACUAUCAAACCGUACAGACGAUUUUCGAACAUGGCUGAGUUCAAUUAUUGGAUACCAAGAAAUGUGCUUAGAUGGUUUUGAGAAUGGCAACUCCUUGAGGGAUCAAGUGCAAAAAAGCACGGACUACGGAAGCGAACUUACAGACAACGUCUUGAAUAUCCUUGCCGGGCUUUCACAAGUUCUGAAUUCCUUGGGACUCAAGCUCAAUGUUCCCAGCACCUCUCGUCAACUUCUUCAAGCUAAUGGUUUUCCCACUUGGAUGUCUGCUUCUGACCGUAAGCUUUUGGCCUCACGCGGAAAUGGUGGGGUUAGACCUAAUGCAGUUGUGGCUCAGGAUGGUAGUGGGCAAUUCAAGACCAUCAACGCAGCACUUGCCGCAUAUCCUAAGAACCUCAAGGGCCGAUAUGUUAUCUAUGUUAAGGCAGGAACCUAUCGUGAGUAUGUGGCUGUAGCCAAGGACCAACCCAACGUGUUCAUCUAUGGUGAUGGAUCCAGGAAGACCAUUGUCACUGGAAACAAGAAUUUUGCAAAAGAUGGCCUUGGCACCUGGAAAACUGCUACAUUUAUUGUUGAGGCAAAUGGAUUCAUCGCCAAGUCCAUCGGAUUUACCAACACCGCCGGUCCUGAUGGCCACCAGGCUGUUGCCAUCCGAACUAAUUCUGAUAUGUCAGCAUUCUACAACUGCAGGUUUGAUGGCUAUCAAGACACGGUGUUGUACCAAGCUGGGCGCCAGUUCUACCGCAAUUGUGUCCUUUCAGGCACCGUAGAUUUCCUAUUUGGUUAUGGAUCAGCGGUGAUUCAAAACUCCUUGAUCAUUGUCCGAAGGCCAAAUCCAAACCAAUUCAACACGGUGACUGCAGAUGGCAGGAAAGAGAGGGGUCAACCCGGAGGACUUGUCAUUCAUAACUGCAGGAUCGUCCCUGAGCAGAAGCUUGUCCCCGAUAGGCUCAAGAUCAAGACAUACUUGGGCAGGCCAUGGAAGGCAUACUCGAGGACUGUUGUGAUGGAGUCAAAGUUAGCAGACUUCAUUCAGCCAGAUGGAUGGGCGCCAUGGAGUGGAAACCAAUUUCUUGACACUCUCUACUAUGCCGAGUAUGCCAACGCUGGCCCUGGUGCGGCAACUAACAGGAGGGUCAGGUGGAAAACUCUCCAUUUCCUCAAGAGGAGUGAAGCUCUUCAAUUCACUGUUGGUGCAUUCCUUCAGGGCGGCCAAUGGAUUAGAAGCAACGGAAUUCCAGUCUUGAUGGGCCUGAGAAAAUGA
This is a messenger RNA of Populus euphratica (Euphrates poplar), 1671 nucleotides long. RefSeq names its product pectinesterase-like. NCBI's taxonomy places the organism in Eukaryota, Viridiplantae, Streptophyta, Magnoliopsida, Malpighiales, Salicaceae. Gene Ontology annotation, biological process: cell wall modification. Gene Ontology annotation, molecular function: enzyme inhibitor activity; pectinesterase activity. The transcript has 2 exons. The coding region runs from base 1 to 1671 and encodes 556 amino acids. The record is from RefSeq and is a predicted model, not a curated record.